This is a messenger RNA of Scatophagus argus, 1772 nucleotides long. RefSeq names its product nectin-2-like. The record is from RefSeq and is a predicted model, not a curated record. Gene Ontology annotation, cellular component: adherens junction. Lineage: Eukaryota; Metazoa; Chordata; Actinopteri; Scatophagidae. The coding region runs from base 27 to 1187 and encodes 386 amino acids. The transcript has 7 exons. Gene Ontology annotation, biological process: heterophilic cell-cell adhesion; homophilic cell-cell adhesion.
CUUCGCAUUUUUACCUCUGAACAUGGAUGCCGUGUAGCUCCACGAUGCUUUUACUGAUGUUAGUGUUAAACCUGAGCACAGCUGAAGCUCUACAGGUGAUUGGAGGAAACAUCACCGUGGGACAAGGAGAGACUGCUGUCUUACCGUGCAAAGUCAUUAACACCACGGAGACGGUUACUCAGAUUUCAUGGCAGAGAAAAACCAGAACAAAAACUGAGAAUGAGAACUUCUUCACAGUCGUGUCCACAAGUGGAGAAAAUGUUAUCAAUGUAAAAGAUAAACGUUUUAAAUUUGUUGGGAGUGUUAAUGACUGCAAUGGAACACUCCAGUUUUCCAAUGUCACACUGAUGGAUGAAGGCAGCUACACAUGCAUCUUCACUAUGUUCUCCAGUGGAAACCACAAGACAGAAGUGCCUCUAAACGUGCUUGUUCCUCCAGUCUCAAGCCUCCAGUACAAUAUUCCUGUUCUGGGCAAUGAGGAGGUUUUCCUGGUUCUGUGCACGGCUGCUGGUUCCAGGCCUCCCGUGGAGGUGAAGUGGUUGACUGGUACUCUGGAAGGAAAAGUGAGGGCAACAACCAACUCCACCAAGCAUGACAACGGUACGACUACCACAGUCAGCUCUCUGUUUGGAGUACCAACCACAGAAAUCAAUCGCCACAUGGUCCAGUGUGUCGUCACCAACGCAGCCCUGUUGAAAGAAGAAACCCGUCCCUUCACCUUGCAGGUCCACUUCCCACCCAUGGAAGUAAACAUUCGUGAACGAGCCGAAGACUCAUUUGAAUGUGUGUCUGAUGCCAAUCCGGAUGCAGACUUUACCUGGAGCAGACCUGACAACUCGUGGCCUCAGUCUGCUGUCCGAGUAGGUGCAACAUUACAGUUUCGGAGCAUGACCCCUGAGCUAAAUGGUCUCUAUGAGUGCGAAGCAUCGAACACCUUUGGAAGAAAACGUGGUCACCUCUAUGUGCAUGUGACUUCAGAGGGCUGCCGUGUUUGUUGGGCCUUAUUUGUUAUUUUGCUCAUCCUCAUUGCUUUUGCUGCUGGUGCAGGGUGGUACCUCUAUAAAACUGGGAAAUUCCAAAGGUUUUUUUCAAGGUUAGAAGAGGGCACAAGCAGAGAGAGAGAACCAGUACGAACAUCCUCCAGCUCACAUGAACGCACUGAUCAUGGAGAAGAAGAAGAAGAAUAAGAAAGAGAAGACGAGAGGCCAUUAUAGCAGAGGUAGAGGAUUUAGUAGUUAAAGGUGUUUGGUUUAAUUCUUACUGGUUUGUCUUUUUUUCAUUUUCUUCUUAAAAUAUUUUUCCAAAAUCUGCCUGAAAAUAUGUGGAGACACAUUUGAAACUGUAUACCUUAGGGACCUCUUUGACAUCCGUUGCAGUGGCAAGUCGCCACGGCUAACAUUUCAUUCCUGACUCAGCUGGUUAAUGAACAGAUGCAUGCAGCUGCUGUAUCUCUUUUCCCUGAGGUUGUCUCGAAUGCCACUUUUUUGGGGCAUCAAAGAUUCAGUGAUAAGGAUGAAGUUCGUCUGUAAGAGAGACGUUGUAAGCAUUUACGCAUGAGACACAGCGGCCUCAUGCGUAAUGAUGCCUUAUGAUUAUUAUUUAAUUGUCUGUGUUCUUCUACAUGUCUGAAAGGCAACACACGCAGAUUGUUUGGAGUAAAGCAGCUGUCCUGCUUUCACCUUUAUUUUACCAGGAAGUCCCAUUUAAUUCUGUUUCCUUUGGAAAGUUUAUGAUUUCAGCUUUUCUCUUAACAGUUUUAAUUUAAUUAUAUU